UCUUAAGCGGGAGCCCCAUCUCCUGUCUUUCCUCUCAUUCUCUCUCCUAUUUGCUGCGGCGAAUCGGCCAUGGCGGUUCCUCUGCUGAGCAAGAAGAUCAUAAAGAAGAGGGUCAAGAAGUUCAAGAGGCCACAGAGCGACCGCAAGAUCUCCGUCAAGCCAAGUUGGCGAAGGCCAAAGGGUAUUGAUUCACGUGUGAGAAGAAAAUUCAAAGGAUGCACUCUCAUGCCAAACAUCGGUUAUGGUUCUAACAAGAAAACAAGGCAUUAUCUUCCUAAUGGCUUUAAGAAAUUUGUCGUGCACAAUCCCAGUGAUCUGGACCUCUUAAUGAUGCAUAACAGGGUCUUCUGUGCCGAGAUUGCCCACAAUGUCUCUACAUUGAAGCGCAAAGCCAUUGUGGAGAGAGCUGCCCAACUUGAUGUUGUGGUGACCAACAAACUUGCAAGGUUGCGCAGCCAGGAAGACGAGUGAACCAGCAGUUUUUCCUCUCUUACUACCGGACUAUCUACAACUUGUCAUUUGAGCAUGAACACCUAAGUUUGUCAUUUAAACUUCUUUAAUUCAAGAAUAUGGUAGUGACUGUCGCAGAAAAUUCACAGUUAAAAAGUUUGGAAUGUCUUUGCGUGCCCGGCACAGCCUAAAUCGGUCUCCAAUAUGUUAUUUUCUUCCUUGCAUGUAAUCAUUGUUCGGUUGCUUGGUUUUUGUUCUUAGGCGUCGACAGAGCUUCCUUCAAAACUCUUUUGGUUUGAUGGUUGAUGGAGAAUAGUAUGUGUCAUUGUUUUCAA
Molecule: messenger RNA, 785 nt
Organism: Nymphaea colorata (pocket water lily)
Lineage: Eukaryota; Viridiplantae; Streptophyta; Magnoliopsida; Nymphaeales; Nymphaeaceae
Product: 60S ribosomal protein L32-1-like
Exons: 3
Coding region: 70-471 (133 amino acids)
Biological process (GO): translation
Cellular component (GO): cytosolic large ribosomal subunit; ribosome
Molecular function (GO): structural constituent of ribosome
Source: RefSeq, a predicted model, not a curated record